AUGGAAUCAAAGAUCAACAGAUAUUAAGAGGAGAGAAAACGUUCAAGAUCUAGAGAUUCUAUUUCGAGCAGCGCUAGUUCAAGAAUUGAAAAGGGUAUCAAGAUUCUUCACAACGAACCAUCCUCCGAAAUAAAAAUCAUUAUGCUUCAAAACAAAUAGGUAAAUCACAGAAAUGAUUCAUUUUCAAAACAGAGCUUUGAGUUUCAAGGAGCCUUACAAGUUCAAGUCCUUCAUGGAACUGUGAAAGUACUAGGAGCAACUUUGAAAAAGGAUGAAACUAUUUGGCAUCAAAUAAUAUCAGAUCCUAGAAAGAACAUGCUCAUUGGUCUAUCAAAUGAGAGCAAUACUGCAGCAGUGGAGGAACUUAAAUUAUAAGUUAAAGGAGUCAAUGAAGAUAUUUUGAUUGCAGAUUUACCAGAAAACACUGCUAUUAUAGCUAUAAAGUAAUAUAAAGAAUAUGAUGAGGAAGAGUUGAAGAGAACUAUUGAAUCUGAUGGGACUCUCAGCAUUUAAAAUAUGAAUAGAGAUAUUGGACCUAAAAAAUGUUUCUUCAGAGCAAACAAAUCAUGGACUAAUAACUUGGAAGAAAUAAUUUAGUCUCUUUAAAAUUCCUAAACAGAUGAGGUGCAAAAGAUUAUGAUUAAUGGAAUCGCGAAUGUUGGGAAGUCUACUUUUGCUACAUGCCUUAUAAAUAUGAUCUAAACUCUAUGUGAUCUGGAAGUGUACGUUAUGGAUUUGGAUCCAGGACAGCCAAAUUAUAAUCUAGCUGGGUAAAUAUCUUUGUCUACCAUAACCUAGCUCAUACUGACCAAUAAUGAUUUCUAGGAUAUAACCCCAGUAAAAUAAUACUAUCUGAACACUCCCUAGCCAAAUCUUAAUAGGAAUUAUUUCUUAGCUUGUGUUCAGCAAUUAAACCAAACUUUUUAAGAUUCAUAGUCAGUAAAAAAGAAAAUUUUGAUUGUAAACACAUUUGGAUGGGUUGAAGGAAUAGGAGCAGGAAUGCAAUUAGAUAUUGCGUACAUUAUAAAACCAACUCAUUUAGUUACAUUAAUGAAACCUAAUCAAUAUAAACCAGUUAAUGAAUUCAGAUAAUUUAUGCCUGACAGGUAUAAUUAACCAAAUUUGCAAUAUUUUGAUGUUAACAGUGAUGAUUAUGCAGGAGUAAUGAAUGUUAAGGGAGCUGUUCAAAGAAAUAAAAAGAUCAUUAAGGCGCUAACAUAAAAUAAAUAAGAUGCUUACUUGUUUAAAGAAAUAUAAGAUAAUGGGAGCUAACUACCCUUAACAUUCAACUCAAAGACUAUGAGACAUGAUGAUUUUUCACUUGGACAUUAGCAAUUCUAAAGGCUAUCAGAGCAGCCAUUCUAAAUUAUAGCAUUUAAUGAUAUAGCUCUAGGCUUCAUCCCAGAGUAACUUAGCUACAUCGAAAAUAAAGUUGAUGCCUUGAGAAUCUUCAACAACCAGCUUGUUGCAGGAAUCUCUAUAGAUAAUGCCUAAUUCAAGAGUCUGAGAAGUUAUGAUGAUGUUAGGGUAACUGAAAUUAAGUUUACUGAUCAUAGAUUACCCCCUAUUGAAAUAGCAUUCUUUGGACUCAUAAGAGAUAUCGACUAUGAAGGAGGAAUUAAACUUAUCCCACAGAAUUCUAUUGAUCUUUCAAAGGUUAAGUUUAAUGCAUUGUGUCUUUGUCAUGAUAGCAUCUUUAGAUUCCCUUCAACUUACUUGAUUCAAGAUUAAUCUGAUGAUAUUAGACUAAGAGUUGAGUAAGAUAAUGAAAAGAGAAGAGUAUUUAAGGGAAACAAUAACUAAUCCCAAGGAAAUCACUAAAACAAAUAUCAGAGAAGAUAUUGA
Messenger RNA from Stylonychia lemnae, 1845 nucleotides. The record is from the annotation of a GenBank genome assembly. Lineage: Eukaryota; Ciliophora; Spirotrichea; Sporadotrichida; Oxytrichidae.